AUGACCACCGAGAAAAAGCAGAAAGUUGACGACGACCUCAAAGUCUUUUUACGCUCAGAAAGAGCAAAGGUGCCAACUAAGGGUUCUGCAUUGGCGGCGGGUUACGAUCUUUACGCGGCUGAGGAAGCCGUGAUCACAGCUCAUGGCCAGGGUCUCGUGGCAACUGACAUCUCUAUUAUUGUGCCAGCUGGUACCUAUGGUAGAGUUGCUCCAAGGUCUGGCUUGGCGGUCAAGCACGGCAUUUCCACUGGUGCCGGUGUCAUUGAUGCUGACUAUAGGGGUGAAGUGAAAGUCGUUCUUUUCAAUCACUCCGAGAAGGACUUUGAGAUCAAAGCAGGUGACCGCAUAGCUCAAUUGGUUUUGGAGCGCAUUGUCAAUGCUGAGAUUUCUGUAAUUACUCAGGAAGAGUUGGAUAACACAGAUAGAGGAGAAGGAGGUUUUGGUUCUACCGGCAAGAACUGA
This is a messenger RNA of Candidozyma auris, 462 nucleotides long. RefSeq names its product bifunctional dITP/dUTP diphosphatase (gene DUT1). The transcript has a single exon. The record is from RefSeq and is a predicted model, not a curated record. The coding region runs from base 1 to 462 and encodes 153 amino acids. Lineage: Eukaryota; Fungi; Ascomycota; Pichiomycetes; Serinales; Metschnikowiaceae. Gene Ontology annotation, molecular function: magnesium ion binding; dUTP diphosphatase activity. Gene Ontology annotation, biological process: dUTP catabolic process; dUMP biosynthetic process.